ACUUACAUUUACGAUCUUUGGAUUCCGUCAACAACAACAACACCGGGUCUCACUGUCUGGGCGCAUCCGAUCCCUCGAUCGUCGUCGCCCCUAAAUCAACACAACAACAUCUGUCUCUUUACAAUUCACUCUGCAGUCAUCGGGAGGACAAACCCUUCAUGCAAAUUGCACCUACUAUCAAGAAGAAGACAAUCCACACUUUUCAUAAAACAGCAACAUUUGGAUACUACCGUUAACACCACCCCUCAUCUUUGCCAUCCUAAGUCCAUUUCUACUUAAAGGUCUAUUUUUCUUAUUAUCCUUAUACAAAUAGAAGACAUCGAUAACUUCCAACAUCUGCCAAAUUCUGAACAUUGAUGCGCCACCGAAAGUGCCGUAUCCAUCAACAUCACCACUCGUACAGUCAUCAGGAGGAAAAACCUGCAUGCAAACUUGCAUGUAUUGCGAAGAAGAAACUGUGAAAUAGGCUUAAAUACGGACUUCGUCUGUCGUGGUUCUCGGGAAUCUCACGAUGCUACUGAAUACUAGACGAAUGGGCAUUUUGCUUCGAAAUAGAGGGUUUGAAAUUCACGUCGAUACGAAUCGUUAUUUGAGAACACAAUGCACAGCCCUUCUUCCCAGAGGAUAUACGGAUUACGAGAGUCGACGAUCAGAAAGGGUGCCAAGUGCUAAAACUUCGUUGUGUUCAGUAGAUGAGGAAAGUGGAAGGAAUAAUCAGGUACACAAAGAUACACGUUCUAUAGAAGAAGUUGAUCCAGUUAUACUGAAAUAUACAAAUAUUUUAAAUGAACUACGUAGCUUUGAAACAAAUACAGACAAUGUUCACCCAACCAACUUCGGUAGCAUUCGAUUUGACAGCGAAAAUGUGGUAAAAGUUCAUGGACAGUAUGACAGUAUUUAUGGUCCAGACAUGCAGGAGAAGCUAGCAAUGCUGGAAACUAAGACAGACGAAGGUGAAUAUGUAACUGAUCAAGCAGAAAACGAUCUUUAUCGGGCGAGCGAACCAUUUGUUUCACAAUUAACUUCUCCAAUGUCACAAGAGUCAUUUGUAUCUUUAAAAGAAAACACAGCAGAUAUAAAAAAAGAAUCUGAAGUGCUAACAAGCACAAGUGAAGGAUUGGAAGAGUAUAGCAAUGAUAGCAAUUAUGUGGAUAGCUUGUACUUUGGCUCAGCCCAUAUAAAUUGUUCUAAAACCAGUAUUGUUCAGAGUGCAGAAUUGAAUUAUAUAAAACCAGCCAAUAAUAAAACUGUUACUACUGGUAAUCUUAAUUACGUGGAUGAAUGUGUAUUUGGUGAUUUUGUAUCAAGAGGUGAUGCAGCUGUACACACACAAGAACCUUUAACUAAAAGUGAUAUAAAAGAAAAGCAUUAUCAAAUGACUGAAAGAGAACAUCUAAGCAAGGAUGACGACUUAAGUUACAUUGAUAAAGUUUUCUUUAAUGAUUCACUAGAUACCUAUUCAGAGAAUCAAACAUCCACUGUUGAAUUAUCAGAAGUCAAAAGUAACGUGGAAAAUCAUUUAUUUAAUAAAAGAGCACACACUAGAGAGACAGACCAAGAAUUUUGUAGUAGUUCAGGAGAAACUAUGGGCCUUGGAAAGAAUAUUACACCAACAAUUCUUCCACAUCUAACAGAAAACCCAAAGGAAAAUGAAAUAUUGGUCGAAUAUCCUGUCAACCCAAGGGAUAAAGUCAAGCCUAAAGUUAAAAAUGCAGAAACGGCACCAAAAUCUGCUUUUGAAUAUGUUGUAAAUAUGAGAAAAGAUUUACAUGAAAAGAAGCAUGGUACUGAGAUGGAUGGAAAUAUGAAAAAAAGCUAUAAGAAAGUUUUAAGUCUAUUAAGUGUGAAGUCACAAGAAAAGUUUACCAAAUAUGAAAUUUUAAAAUUGCUGAAGACAAGUGUAAUAUAUGAUCAGGAUGAUAUUGUUGGCUUAUACAAACCAUAUGGAAUGACCAUGCACAGUGGAACUAGCAAUCAGCAGCAUAUCCUUGCAGACUACCUCCCAGAUUUGGCUAAACAUUUAGAAACUGAUGAACUGUACCCAGUGCACAGGCUUGAUGCUGGUACCACAGGAGUGUUACUGAUGGCUCGUACUCCUGCCAUGGCAGACACUUUAAAGAGAAUGCUUAAGAAACAUCAGAUCAAGAAGACAUAUUGGGCCAUCACAAAAGGUGUUCCAAAUCCACUUCGAGGUGUGAUUGAUAUACCAAUAUCAGAGGGCAUGAUUGAAGGAAGGCGUCGCAUGGUUCUCUCACCAGUUGAAAAUGGAAUAAAAUCUUCUAAAAGUAACAGCCAUUUAGCUGUUACUACUUUCAAAGUACUAGCAAGGAUCAACAGUGCAUCUCUUGUUGAAUUGUCACCAAUGACGGGAGUGAAGCAUCAACUUCGAGUACAUCUUGGCUUUGGACUAUCUUGUCCUGUGCUGGGUGAUCACAAAUAUUCACACUUUCAGAAGAUGACUCCUCAGCGACUUCCUGGAGAUGUCUUGGAUCUUCUGAAGAUGAAGCAGAGUAAAGUCAGAGAUUUACCAAUGUUUCUCCACAGUCGAUCUGUUCUCAUUCCUGAAAUUGCAGAUGGAAGAAAUGUAUUCAUUUAUGCCAAACUUCCAGCAUUUUUCAACAAAGCCUUAUCUCUCCUUAAAUUGAACAGACACCAUUGUCAAGUGAAGUUUGAUAACUAGGACCCCUGCAUUUAAUAUUUUAAUUACAUGUAGUGAAUGUGUAUGUAUGUAAUGCAAUUCAAAAUACUGUACUUCUCAAGCUUUGGGGGCCAGAUGCAUGCUUGAGAUGGAGCAAGCAUUUCCUCCCUUAUAAUGCUUAAACACACACUUAAAAUUCCAAAGUUAAUUAGUAUUUCCCAUGGUUAAAUGUCUCCUUUACAUUACAGUACUGUAUUUAUGUAUCAAACUAGGAUUAAAUUAGUAAGUUAUAAUUAUAUAAUUGGCAUUAUA
Messenger RNA from Procambarus clarkii (red swamp crayfish), 2950 nucleotides. Lineage: Eukaryota; Metazoa; Arthropoda; Malacostraca; Decapoda; Cambaridae. The record is from RefSeq and is a predicted model, not a curated record.